This is a messenger RNA of Apis mellifera (honey bee), 3601 nucleotides long. Its product is annotated as cilia- and flagella-associated protein 206. Gene Ontology annotation, biological process: regulation of cilium beat frequency. Gene Ontology annotation, cellular component: axoneme; ciliary basal body. NCBI's taxonomy places the organism in Eukaryota, Metazoa, Arthropoda, Insecta, Hymenoptera, Apidae. Bases 1775 to 3601 code for a protein of 608 amino acids. The transcript is spliced from 14 exons. The record is from RefSeq and is a predicted model, not a curated record.
AUAAAAAAUUGAUCUUAUAUAUAAUCAGAAUAAUACGUUGUGUAAAUACGUUCGAAUGAUAUUCCAUUUCCAUCUGGAGUCAAAUUUUUAAAACGGAUGCAUCGAUAAAAUCGGAAUAAAGAUAGACUCAAAAAUCUUACGUAUAAUCUAUUGUAACUAAACAUACGAAUGGAAUUUUAUCUUCACUUCAAAUUUCGAAAAUUAACGAAUCGAUCGACGAUAGAAUAAAAAAUUGAUCUUAUAUAUAAUCAGAAUAAUACGUUGUGCAAACACGUUCGAAUGAUAUUCCAUUUCCAUCUGGAGUCAAAUUUUUAAAACGGAUGCAUCGAUAAAAUCGGAAUAUCUAUUGUAACUAAACACAUACGAAUGGAAUUUUAUCUACCUCUACUUUGAUUCAAAUUUUAAUAACGGAUUGACAAAGGCAGAAUAAAGACAGACGCAUAAUCAGUCUUGUUUCAUUUAAAUCGAUUCUCUUCUGCUCUCGGGACGAAUCUCGGACUAAACCGAGCCUAAAGUUUCGCAACUCGAAGAGAGAAAAAAAUGGAUGGCGUAGGCCGACGAGAUCGGCACGAUUUCCUAUCAUUUUCGCGCUCUGGAUGGAAAGCUGGACGUUAAUGCCGCGCUCGGCGGAUGCAAUUUAACGGUAACACGGCGAUUUGCAUAAUUGGUCGAGAUUGACCGUGUUCCGGUGGCUUGAUCCGAUUCGACCGGUGAAUCGCUUCGGACGAGAAGAAAACUGGCGCGCGACGAUCUGUUCGCAAACAACCGAUGACUAAUCGACACCAGUCUCGGGAGGAUACGCGGGAAAUCGAGCGGAAAUAGGAAGGCGUGGCCGCGGGAUUGGAUCGAGAUAAUUAUUUAAAAUUGCGUCUUCCUUGUCGCGUGUUUAAUUGCGAAGAAUAAAACUUUUCCUUUAUCCAAUCGCUGCGAUCGAACGUGACGAAAACGUGUGGUGGAAACGGUCCACGGAUCGUGACAAAAAAAAAAGAAAAAGAAAAAGAGUAAGAGAAGAGAAGAGCGCACGGGUCGGCCAGUGACGAAUCACGAUCGGCCGAGCGAGCAACAAGUAACAAGGAGCGUGAAAUAACGGGCCGUCGAAGGACGUGCACGGUUGUCGCGUUCGAGAACAUCUGUAACGCUACGUGACAAUCGGGUUGGAAGAGGCGUAGGUAGUAGGGAGCGGCGAUUAAGCGGUUCGAGUCGUCGUGAACCGAGUCGAAACUCGAGACGACGAGUGGACGAGUUUGCGAACGGGGCCAUUGUCUCCUCCGCGCGAUCACCGUGGAAGAUGGAAUCGAAGUGGAGAGAAAAGGUUUCCUUUCACGGAGGUUGGUUCAAGGCCCCUUAAUUCGUGAGCAUAUGGCCGACCGCUGGCACGCGUCGCAUAAUUUCGUUCCAAUGGUCGGCGUGUUUGGAAAGGCUGGGCGGAAAUAGCCCCGGCUUCAAUGAGAGUCGGAAGUGUGUACAAUGAACGCGGCGCACGGCUAAGGGGAAUUCGAUGAUUGGCCGCCCGGCCAGCGUUGUCGCAACGUCAACGUCUCCCCCCCACUCUUGCUUCCCUUUUACAAAAGAAGAAAACGCUUUUCGCGCCGCUGUUCGAACACAUCGCGGCGAUAACACCGGUUAAUCGUGCACUGUUGCCAUUUCCAAAUGAUGCGCGAUCGAGAGGGCGCAAUUAACGAGAAUUGAAGUUGUGAAAUAUUGAUCAAACUACAAGGAAAAUUGAAAGGUCGACGUUACUUUAAUUCGUGUACGCAGUUAUUGGAUUUUAAUUAUGGAAAACUUGCGAAAGGAAAUAAUAGAAAAAAUAAUAAUUAUGUGCUUGGAACAAAACGUAAAUACAACUGAGGAUUUUGUUUCUUUUCUGAUUACUUUAUUCCAUUUAAAUCCUAUAUAUAAAAUGGAUGAGAAAAAUGAGAAUCUUAUUAAAGAUAUAGUUGAAAAAAUAUGUGAUGAAAAAAAAAUAAGUUUAACAAUAUUGAAAAUUCAAUUAUAUUUUGCAAAACACUAUCAUGCCAGAGAUGAAGUCGUUAAACGAUACAGAUUACGAUUGCAUCAAAAAAGUGGACCAUUGGUUGCGGAAAUUUGUAAAACUGAAAAAAUUACAAAUAGACAGGAAUUUGAAAAAUUGUAUCAAAAGAUAUUGACGGUUAUCACUAUUUUAAGCGGUCUUGGAAAUCCUACUGUAGCCGCAGUAAUUCACGAAGUUUCAAUAGCAUUGAAAAGUAUUUUUCAACCUUUGGAAUUGGAACACUAUGUAAAAUUGUCUAAACGUGAGAAGGAAGAACAGUUAAUGGAAUUAAUGUGCAUAGUCGCUGGAAUACGAUUGUUUAACAGAGAUUGCCAACGCGGAGGAGAAGGGAUUGACGAUUUGCCUGCCAUUUUGCAAAAAGCUGUAAAAAGAAGUCGUGAAAUUAUCAUGGAAUUUUUAGAACAUUUAAUGACGAAAAUAUACAAAUUCACUGCAAUUGUAGAAAAAAUAUGCUUUGUAAAAGAAUUACCGAUUAAUAUUUUUUCAAAAAAGAAUAUAGAGUGGGCAACUGAAAUGUUAACAGUGUGCCGCCAACAAGAGAUUUAUAUCAGAAAACUGUUAAGCGACAUAGAUCGUAGCGAAAAGGAGAUUCAAAAUUAUCUAGAACGUCUUGAGAAACGCUUCUUUAAACUUCAUGACACUGUGAGGUAUAAAACUGCGAUCUCCAGUACUGAAGUAUACCCACAAUUCAUCGAUUUAGCCGAUAUAUGGAUGGGACUUCAGGAUGAAGUGAUUAUAAUAAGUGGUAUUAACAACUUUUUUUGGGAACUUCAAACUUUGACUACAAAGAAUUAUGUGAACACAUACAAUGAAACACUAAUGCUGGAUAUGCUGUCCGAUAAUAAAGUACUUACAGAUGCUGAAAGAUUAGAGCAAACGAUGGGUGAAUUAAUAGAGGAGUGUGGCCCGUGCACUAUUUAUUAUCCUAACACUACUGUGGAUUUCGAGAACAUAAAUUUAGAGUUUCUAGGAUUUUGCGCAUGGAUGUUCAUUAGAAAAGGAGUAUUAAUCCCGGGAAAUCCGAAUAAUGGUGUUGUUAAAUGGAAAGGAAAAUAUUAUGUAUUUUGUUCGAUCGAUGCAGCGAAAGAAUUUGGAAAAGAUCCCGAUAGAUACAUUUACGACGGUCUUAAUUUUAUACGCGAUAAUUUUGAGUAUGUAUAUUUGUUUCAAGUAUACGAUGAUGUACGAGCUUUACAAACUGAAGAAGUGAUGGAAGAAGGUCCUGAGUUAAAAAUGUGUAACCAUCGAAUGGUUCAAACAGAUUUGCAUAUACUUCCAUCGUUCAUCGAUAAGAAUUAUUCUUCGAAUAUCUGGGAAUUAAGAAAUAAAGCGUUACAUUUAGCGACAAUAAGUCGAUAUAAAACACGCAGCACUCAAACGCAUAAGUCCAACUUCAGAUACGGUGUUUAUAUACAAGCAGCUCCGCCUCGAGACAAAGAAGUUCAAACAAGAAGAGAUAAUUACACGAAUACAAAGAAACUCUUAACUUAUAUCUUUGGUCUACGGGGGAGGCACGAUGAUAAUCAACAUGUAGUAUCUUUCUUGGAAACCGAACUGAAACACUUAUAA